Aedes albopictus (Asian tiger mosquito) is the source of this 2446-nucleotide messenger RNA. RefSeq lists its product as uncharacterized. The transcript is spliced from 2 exons. NCBI's taxonomy places the organism in Eukaryota, Metazoa, Arthropoda, Insecta, Diptera, Culicidae. The coding region runs from base 866 to 2131 and encodes 421 amino acids. Gene Ontology annotation, cellular component: nucleus. Gene Ontology annotation, biological process: regulation of transcription by RNA polymerase II. The record is from RefSeq and is a predicted model, not a curated record.
UGGGGAGGAAAGACGGGGAAAUGAUGGUUAAGAUCAGUGUUGGAAAAAUCAACUCAAACCGAGUCUCAUUGAGCUCUCUCGCACGAAAAAAAUCAUCCGAGAAAAGCAAUAACAAACUCAUGCCCGAAACAAUUCAUUUGGUUCACAGUGAGCAUUUGAAAUAACUCGUCAGCCUAAUUCACAUCCACGAGUUUGUUCCUACCAGAGAAAAUAGGUAGAGAAGCGAAGAGUGUGAAGCCAAAAAUACCUUAUCGAACCGUCAAACUGGUAUCCUAUCGAGCAAAAUCAACAAACCUUGACGAUUACUGCAUAAGUGAAGAUAAGUAUUGCAAUCAUUUGAAACAUAUUUUUACCAAAGUUUUUAAAUAUCAUGGAUAACAGUAUAAAUAACAUUGAUUCCUUGAAUUAAUGAAAAUUGUUCCAUUUUGGAACAUCAGUUUGAUAAUGCCUAGUUAAUAAAACAGCAGUAUAAAUAGUUUUCAAAUGCGGUAUGCGAGAUAGGCACUACCUUCGAUGGGUGGAUUAAUCUGCUUUGCUGCAGUUGCCAGCAUCCAAGCGAUGAAAUCAAAACAGAAAAAGUGUUGCCGUUCUGGCGGCUGUUCACUCUUCGCUUCUCUACCUAUUUUCUCUGGUUCCUACAUAUCUCACUUAACCUCAUGAAAUGCCGUGAGUGAGAAAAUUCAUUCAUUCAUGAUUUGUUUGAUUCACGAGAGCGAAGCUCAUACAGCUCGCGAGUCAUUUAGCAUUACGUUCAUUCGUUUGUCAGUUUUGUUUAUACUGGGGUAGAAAAAUAAAAAAAAAUUGUCUGCUAAGUUGUGUAUGAUUCCGGGUGCAUCAACAAGUGGUCGAUUAAAAGUGGUUAAAAAUGGAAAAAAGCAGUGGUCUUAAGGACAAAAUCGGGAAAGUAGUGGCAGUGCAUGGUGAGCAGUACAAGUGUAUGGUGGCCGCCAAUUGCAACUAUGUGCAGGUUGCGAAACUGAACCACGGAAACUUCUUGAGGCAUAUUCGUACGCAGCACGCCCAGAAGCUGGAAGCUCUUGGCAUACCACCGGCACCUGCAAAAUCCGCCGAGGACUCGCCGCCAACCAAGAAGCAAAAGCGGCCUGGCACUGUUAUGGUGGAAACAACCCGUGAAAGAGUGCUCCUCGGGACGUUGCAAAUGGGAACCGUCAACGCGCUUCCAUUUAGCUUUCCAGAGUGGAUAGGAUUUGAAACUUUGGUGAAGCCGCAGUGGGAAGCAUUCAAAAUUAAAAUGAAUCGCAAAAUCCUGACGCAGUUGUACUCCAAAGCCGCGGAUCUGGCAAGACGCAGGAUUUCUGCAGAAGUUAAGGGAAAAAUGCUAAACCUCAAAAUCGACAGCGCUUCUCGGCGGAAUCAUCAUUCGUUCGGAGUCAUGGUUCAAUUCUUCAACGAAGGAAAUGUUGUUUUCAGAUGCUUGGUAAUUAAAGAAAUGACCAGCAGUCAAACAGCCGCCAAGUUACAAGAAACUAUUGAGAAUGAAGUAUUGAAGGUGUACGGAAUACAGCGAGAACAAAUUUUCACUGUCACUCACGAUAAUGGUAGCAACAUGGUUGCGUCGGUUGCCAAGCUACGUGAUACCCUGUCUUCGGAGUUGGCCGAAAAAUCAUACGUGCGGGAAGAGAUGACUGCCGUCGAAGCCGUUUACCAGGAAAUGGAAGUUUUUCGUCGAAUGGACCUGAACGCUACCGAUGAAGCUAUGGAAGACUACGAUGACAAUGAUGAGGAAAAUGUUGAUCAGGAAAAUCCAUCGUUGGAUGACGAAUUUGCCGCUGCAGACACUGGUGAGGAAGAACUGGACGAUACCAUUGAAAUGCCGGAUGAUCUCGACGAGCUGCUACCCGAAAGCACACGGUGUGCCGCACAUACAUGCCAGCUAGCUGUGUGGGACGCAUUAAAGAAGCAUGAACGACGAAUUAACGCCAUCAAAAAACUCGUCCUCCAUUCUCGUCAAACCAGGUACAAAGAGACUUUCCUGGAGCACAAGGCUCAUUUAGCACCCCCGUCUAACGUAACACGCUGGAAUGCUGUUUACUUGAUGCUCAAGGCUCUCCGCGAACAGAAACCGUUCUACCUAAUGUUGGAAAACAAAUUUCCUGAAAUGGGUAAGUAAUGUUUCGAUUUUUUACAAUAAUAAAUCAUGUAAAUUUAAGUUAACAUACUGUCUCCGCUCGCUAACAUCCCCAUUAGUGAUGAAACGUCACAUCACUUUGAGUUAACUUUAUUAAUAGGUCAUCAUUUCCGAUGUAAUACUAAAAGCUUAAAAAAAAAUAAUCUAAAUUGAUGUUUUGUAAGAUUUCGGCUCCCGAGGUGACGGUCGUGGUAGUCGAAUUGUAUUAAAACUCAUAUGUACUUUAUUUGGUUUGGUCAGGACGUUCACACUGACCACCUGAAAUAGUCCCAAUUGAUGUUUUAUAAGAUUUCGACU